Molecule: messenger RNA, 2560 nt
Organism: Rhinolophus ferrumequinum (greater horseshoe bat)
Lineage: Eukaryota; Metazoa; Chordata; Mammalia; Chiroptera; Rhinolophidae
Exons: 1
Coding region: 901-1845 (314 amino acids)
Source: RefSeq, a predicted model, not a curated record
AAGGAGGGAAAAAUCUUCCUUUUUCGAAAAGGAAUUACACAUGGAUGCCCCUUAUACGUUGUUGCCAGAUUCUGGAUUUUAGCCCUUGGGCUUCCAAGAAAGGAUCAAAAUCACUGUGUACAGUGAGUCCCAAGUCUGAACACACUCUCCAAUUCCUCCAUUCUUUCCUUUUAUUAAUGUGUAGUGUGGGUUUUCAGUGCCGUGAUAAGAGGAUAGCCAGAUUCAGCAGAUAAAAAUAUAGGACGCCCAGUUAAAAUUGAAGUUCAGAUAACGAGGUUUUUUAGUACAGAGAAUACUAAACAAUAUUCGUUUAUAUGAAAUUCGAACUGGACGUCCUGUAUUUUAUCAGACAACCCCUGCUUACUUUUUCUUUAAAAUGAUUUUAACUUACUACAAAAAUCCCUAAAUGGGAGCAAAAAAGUAACAUUCCUGGCCCGGCAGCAGUUGAGGCUCCCGGCAGUCAACCUUCUCCCAAACUUGGCCUUUAAGGAAAAAAAAGGCAACCCACUAAUCCCGGGAGCCUGCGCAUUAAAAGGAGCCGUGCAGCGGCUUUCCCGCCGGUUUUCUAAGGAAUGUAGCACGGUGGCCACGCCGCGGGGUGGAGCGCGAAUGGCUGUGUCCUUGCGGGAUAGAAAAGGAGGUGCCGGAAACUUUAAACCCCAGACAGAGUACAACGUGUCAACUUAGACGGUGGUAAGUGCCGCCAUUUUCUUUGCGGGCCGACACCGGGCGAAGUUAGGUGCUCCACUUUGCCCCGUUCAGCGGAUUGGGGGGCAUGGCUAGGGUCCUCAGCACUUUGGUGACGUGGAAUCGGGUCCCCCCUUUGGGGGCUGAUGUCUAGUGACACGUCGAAGCUUGCCAAGGCGGGGAAAGCGGACACCGCCGUGUCCCGGAUGUAAGAUGGCGGCGCGGGUGGGGGCAGCCUGGCGGGGCGGUCACGUGUUGGGGAGUAGCGCGCGAGCCUCCUUAAGUGAUCUCUAUGGUUCGUCCCGGCGCACAGGAGCGGCGGAGCGCGAGAAGGGUCGUGUGUCUGCGCGCGCUGAGCCGCCGCUGCCACGCAACCCGCCUCGGCCCGGUUUUAGUUUUUCGGGGUUUUUGUUUUUUUCUCGCCUCCUGCUAAGGUGUACCGGAUUACCGUGGAGGGUCCUGGGGAGUGUGUGGCUGGGGACUUCCGGGCCGUGCCUUCGUUCGUUACCGCGGCGCCGGAGCGGGUGUCCGCCUCUGCGGGAAGCGCCCCGGGCGUUCACCCGUGCGAAGAGCGGACCUGGCGGCGGAUGUUGGGAGCGUGGCGCCGGUGGCGGCCCGGCCGCCGCCCAGGCCCUUCCGCGGGCUCAGGGCGGGGAGGGGCGCGAGCGGCGCGCCCAGAGACGUGGCGGGAGCUCGGCGGGGACGGCCCGGAUCUUCUGGCGUGCGAAGCGCGGGAGCGCUGCUCGCGGCUUCUCGGGGACCGUGCGGAGCCAGUUGGCGUGUGGCUGCGCGUUUGCCGCCCAUUUCCUGCUUUUGAGUGGCUCAGGGGACGAGCUCCCCUUGGGGCAGGGGAAGGAGCGUCAGCCUCCGCCACGACGUCUCCGCACCGUUUCUCUUUCCAGAGAGGUCGGUUACGCAGAGAACGCCUGGUCGGGCCUGCCCGCGGCGCCGCCUAAGAUCCCCCGGGCUCUCGGGGCGCGCCCGGUGCGGCUGAGCUGCGCGGCGCUGGGCGGGGUCUCCGGGCGGGCGUGGGGCGGCGGGGAAGGGCAGAGGCGCCAGGCAGAUUUCGGCGGCGGAGGAAGGACGGAGGAGCGCCGGAGCCGCUUCACUCGCCCUCAGCGUGGUCCGGUGCCUCCCCGACACCAUGGCCCUGGCUGAGGUAGUAGUUUGUGCUGUUGGUCGGGUUGUGACAUUGCCCGCUGUGGAGAUAACUGCGCAAGCUACUGCCUUGCUAGUGCUGGUGAUGCUCAGCGGAGGACAAUGGCUGGGAAUCCCCUUUGUUUUCCGGAGCUCGGAGCGCGGGGACAGCCUGCGGAGCCCCGGCCGGCGCGGCCACCGCGGAAACCGUUAGUUUUACAUAUUCCUAGAGGGAAGAAGGAAUUACGGGGAGAAGGGUGGACUGGGACAUUUUUAAAGCUGGGGGGAAAGAGCUAAGCUUUUCAGUUCGCUUUUUACUCUUGAAGGAAGGAGUGAAAUUGUGUAAGAUGAUGACAACUUUUCCACCCUCAAUAAUUUUAACACUUCUUUCAGGUGAUGCAGGAUUUAGUUUGCACCUAUUUUACUUCGUGCUUUAGCUGCAGAUCGGAGUAGAGUGAACUAUCCUGUCGUGCAGAACUGGCUUUGGAGGCAGAAUAGUAGACCCAUUAAUUAUAAAGUUUAUGCCUUAAAACAUUUGAAAUCUGGCGUUUUGAUAUGUUCCCUCGGUAAAUUUAAGAGUUUUAAAACUGUAAACCUAAAGCAAUUAAACGUUUCCAUUUAAACUUUGUUUGCAACUCCUCGAAUGAGAAGGUUGAAUGUACAGUUAAAUGCACUGUUGAGAUUUUUUUAAUGAGGCAAAUAAAUUCUUUCUGCAGUGUGGAGUGUUUUUUUUUCU